AUGAAAUUGAUUUUAAUCACUUUUGGAUUAUUUCCUGUUUCAAAUAAUUCAAUGCCAAGGAAUAAUUUGAAUUCAUUAUUCAAUUGUUCAAUUGAUUGCUCAACAUGGUUAAAUGAUGCAAACAGUUCUUCGACAAAGGAUUAUUUAUAUGAACUGACAGAUUACAACAGACAGUUUAUCAAGUGUCUUGAUUUAAUUUCACUGAGACCAAUCACUUGUACUGUCGUCACAUGUACUACUGAUAAUUCGACACGAAUUAUUAUUACUAUUAUUAUCCCAAAAAGUUAUAACAAUUUGAAACAACAAAUCGAUCACUGUUGUGAAGAAACUAUAACAAGUCAUGAAACACUAGAGAAAAUCAUCAAAUCUAUGGAUUUAUUUGAGAAACAAAGGAUACCUCCUGAUAGUGAGAAUUAUUUUGAUACUCCUGUAUAUGGAUCUGCCAUUAUUAUUUGUGCGAUUCGCUCAAUGAAUGGUUCCAUACCUGAUAAUUUACUCCGGGUUUGUAAUUUGUAUGACAAUGCUGACUGUUACAAUGUUGCUACUGAUCUUCAUCACCAUAAACUACUUCUACUUGUGCAACAGUGUAGAAAUAGAUCAAGCAGCAUAUACUUAUGUAACGAUUAUAUUGCAAAUAAUACCACACAUACUACUGAAAUAAAAAACUCGACUUUCAUAGCUGUUUAUCUGUUUGUCGAUUGCAAACAGUUGUUAAAAGAAAAAGUUAAAGAUGAACUCCGGCAAUUGUUCAAACUACUUACAGUAAAUGGUGAUUCUUUCUGUUUACUCAACAAUGGAAUAUUGAGAAAGUCAGAAGGAAACAAUUAUCUACAGAAUAUUAACCAUAAUCUAUUGAUCAAGGAUGCUAAUAGACAAAUGAAAAUUCAACAGAUCGGACAAAUUAGACAAAAAAGAAAUUCUGAACUGAAGACAAAUGCUAUGUACUCAACCCUAAGUUCACAACUUUUACCUCCAAGAAACUUGCAAAUAACACCAAUUAGUUUUGGAACUAUAAACAUAUCAUGGAUUCCAGCACCGAAAAAUGAACAGUUUAUCACACAUUACGAGCUGAUAUUAUUUAGCCUUAAUGAAAAGUCAGAUAGUCUCUUUGCUCAUUGUUUAAGAACACAGACAACAUAUGAAAAUCACACUGGAACUGAUCAUCCUCAUCAUCCUCAUGUAUACCUAGCUCCAAUGUAUUCACACAAUCGUCAAAUUCUAAUUAAUGUUACAACACCUGCAGAUUAUGCAAUAAUUACUGGAUUACCACCGGAUAAUUUUUAUCGUGUACUUUUAUUUGCUGUUGGAAAUUCCUUACGGAGUCCACCGGCUACAAUGCCAUCAUCUCCACGUGUACCAGCGCUUUCACCACAAACCGCACCGGAAGAUGUUAAAAUUACUUCACGUGGAGCUCAAAAUGCAAAAAUAUCAUGGAAUCCACCAAGUGAUAUAGAAUGUGCUGGAGAAUUGAUGAAUUAUGUUAUCAAUAUUAAUUCUUCUCGUUUAAUAGAGCCUAUAAUUAUUAAAGUUUCACGUUCAAAAAGAAACUAUAUUGUUGAGAAUCUUAUGCCAGGAACAUUUUACAGUGUACAAGUAUCUGCAACUACACGAGGUGGCCUAGGUGUUCCAUCUAAGGCUGUACACUUUCAAACAAGUGGAGAACUGCCAAAGUUAGAUCCAGAUGAAUUAGACGGUAUAGAAAAUCCUAAAUCGAAUAGUGAUAGUCAGAGUAUUGAUUUUUUUGAAGAUGAAACAAAACAAGAUGACUUGGUCGACUCAAUUCAACAGGCUGGCAAUUCACCGUUUUAUAUGUUACCGUCAAGGAUUCAUAAUCUACGUGCAACAGCAACGCAAACAACAAUAAAAUUAAAAUGGUCCAUAGCUUUGAGACAAAUUAAUAUGGAUAGUGAAACACAUUUAUUUGAUGAUGUUGACUAUGAGUAUACAUCAUUAAUUAAUCCAAGACAUUUAAUUCCUGUUCCAAUGAAAAGUGAGAAACAUGACAAAGAUAUAACUGGUUUACUACCACCAGGAACAAAAUACAUCAUACGUUGGGGUGAUAUGCAUCCAGGUCCAUCAGAGGUCAGUGUAAGAGGUGAUCAAACACAGUAUACAAUUGAAAAUUUAAGACCUGGUACAAUUUAUUACAUUCGAGUGAUAUCUGUUACAAAUGGUGGAGAUGGUCCUGCUGCAUAUACUGUUGUAAUGACACAAGAUUCUUCAACUGCUACAAAACCAACAACUCAGGGCUUAUUAAUUCCCGUAAAUUUAGUCGUUCGACAACUCGGCUCUACAUGGGCACGUGUUGGAUGGGAUUUACCAAAUGUUCCACAAUCUAUGAAAAUGUCUAUCAGUGGAUUCCAAGUGAAAUAUUACUCAGUAAAAUCUAAUACAAACCAAGAAGAAGAUGAUGCAGAAGGACAAGAAAGCAAAAUGGAAAACACAAAUUAUAUCAAUGAACAAUUUAGAGCUAAAACUAAUGAAGAGAAGAAGAAGACGAAACAUGAAUUAAAAUUAAUCAACAUGACCUUGACAUCGAACCAAAUUCAUGAAGAACACUUUGAUAUUAUACUUCGUGAUUUGAAACCUGCUACACAGUAUGAAUUUGGUGUUCGAUUGUUGCAUAACGAUGAAAUAAUAUCUGAAGAAAAUGAUUCAAACAAUAAUGACAGGGUAGUGAAAACAUAUUUUUGGAGUAUGGUUCAAGGAUUCGAGACUUUUGGUAAAAGUCCAAAAGAUGCUCCAACAAAUAUUCAACUGUCUAAAUUAAGAUUAACCAAUGAAUUACAUACACGGCUUCAAUUGUUAGAUUUUUCAACUACACACAAAUUGGAUGAUUCAAAUAUUGACGAUGAUCACGACGAAGAUGAUGACAAUAAUAGGCCUAGUUCACAUUUUCUAGUGACGAUGUUUAUUAAAUGGGAUCCACCUACUUAUCCAAAUGGCAGAAUACUUGCAUCAAUUUUAUAUCUUACCACUAAUAAGAAACAAUCUAUACGAAAAUGGACAGAGAGAUCAGUGAAUGGUGGUAGUACAGAGGCUGGUCUAUUAAGAUUACAACCAAGUACAUUAUAUUUUGUGAAAAUUAUUGCAAGAAAUCAACAUGGUCGAUCACCAUCAUCAAAUAUCAUUGCUUUUUAUACACCAGAUGCGGAUGGCACAGGAGGUGGACUGAUUCAAUUCACAAAAAAUUAUUACAAUUUAAAUGAUAUUCAUGAAUCAUUUGACACAAUUCAACCAUUUCCUAAUGAAAAUGAAAUAAAUCGAUUUUUACAAACAAAUGAUCCUUUUCAUACUACUACCAUUUCUACUCUUGCUACUACUAACAACAACAACAAUUAUAACAAUAAUCAUAAAAAUCUAAUUGAAAUUGAAAAUUUCCACUGGAUUAUUCUAGGCAGUGUUAUUGGUUGUGCAUUAGUCAUUAUGAUUAUUAUUACUUUGGCGUUAUUUAAUCGUUGUCGGACAAUGAAAUUAUCUACCAAUUUAACUAAACGAGGAUCAACUAAAUCAACUUACAAUAAUAAUACCACACCAUAUUCCGAACAUCAUCAACAUGAAAUCAAUGUACAUAGACAUGAUUGUUUACAAAAGAAUGCAUCAUUUAAUAUGAAUGAUAUUUGUUUGAAUUCGAAUAUACUAGGUAGUUGUAGUCCAACAGAAACUAUAGCUGCUGGUUCGAAUUCUGGUUCAAUUGGUAUUCGUAUUGGACAUCAUACAUUAACAAAUAAUGAAUUGAAUCAAAAUCUACGCACAAACAUCUAUUCAUCAUCACAUCAUUCGAAUUGUAUACAUUCAGAUUGUAAUGUUAAAAAACUGAAUGAAACAGUACCAUUAUUAACUGGUAGUAGUCAUUGUAAUUGUGGUGUAUCAAUUGAUACGUCUACAGCAUCGGCACCAAUGAAUUGGAUAUCGAAUAUGACAGCAUUUAAUAUUGGUGUAUCUAGUGGCGGUUGUUUUGAAGAUCAUCAUUCAACAUCCAUUGAAAGUGAUCCUGAUGGUAAUAAUUCUAUGAAAUUAAUUAAUGAUUGUCAAGAAAAUAGUAAAAAUUGGCGAAAUGAUUUGAAUUGUGGUAAAUUUAAGUUGAAUAAACAAUUAUCCGCUGAUAUGCAUGAACUGAAUAUGGAGUCAAUGAAUGGAAAUAUUAAUAAUACAUCACGUGAUAUGACAUUAUCAUACCUUGGGUCAACUGUUCAAAACCCGAUUAAUUGUCAUACACCUUACUGUCAACAACAUCAACAGCUACAAAAUAUGAGCGGUAAUCGUAGUCCAUUUAAACUUACUGGACCUGUAAUUAAUCCACCUAAUUUACAAAUGACCUGUUGUACAAAUGCUAAUAAUAAUGUUCAUUUAAAUUUUAAUCAUUCACGUGAUUUUCGAAAUAAUCAAUUGAUGACUAAAAUGAUUGGUGAUAAUGGAUGUACCGCAGGAGGAAGUGGUAGUCUUACAGAUGAAGUGACAGCAUCUUCACCAGGAAGUAGUGCCAAUGGACGUACUCAUGGUUAUUUAAAUCAAAUCUCUUCUUCACCAACAAGUACAAGUUUAAAUUUUAAAAAAUACAAUAGAAUUAUUGGAAAAUAUGAAAAUGAAGAAGAUAUUAGCAAUGAAUUAACUAUGCAUCAAGAUACAAAUUUUGUAAAUUAUAGAAAUAAACAUGAUGGACAUGGAACACAUCAAAAAUUAACUGUAAAUACUUCAAUGGAUCAACAAAGUCUAUCACCAUUACCUCCAAGAAAAUACACUAACAAUAACAAUAACAAUAAUAGUAAUAAUAUUAAUCAUAAAAAUCAAAUUCUAUCUGAAAAUCAAAAUGAAAAAUGUCAAACUCUUGGAACCGGCAUAUCAAAUCGAAAUAAUGCGCUAAGUUCUGAUUAUGCUUCACAACAAAGUAGCUUAAGUAACAAAUCCAGUGGUUCAAGUGCAACAAAUCAUGGUUUUUCACCGGAAAAACAUGUAAACUAUACAAAUAAAGUUAAAAUGAUCGAUGUAAAUACAAAUGUACAUAAUGUCGGUGCAUCCUUUGUAUUAGAUCGUGUACCGACACCAGAACCACAACAUCGUACAGGCGGGGCAUUUGCAAGAUUAAUGCAAUAUAAUUUAUCAGACCAGCAACCUUUGAAUCGUUUACAAGUACACGGUUUCACUGAGGAUGAUUAUCUUCUACCUGGGAAAAUAGAAAUGAAAAAUAAAAUUUUACAAUCACCAACAAUUAUGAGAAGACCAACAAUCACAGCAACAACCAUAACAACAACCACAACAAAACCAUCGAAUACACUUCCUCCAAACACUCUCAGUUUAAGUACAGCACACAAUACAUUUUCAACGAAGCCGAAUUAUAGUUUAGAACUGAAUAAACAUGAUCGAACACCUGAUACACCAGAUAGUAUUUCUGAACAAGAAAUGAUGAGAGGAUUUAGUACAGAAGAAUUAAAUCAAGAAAUGGCUAAUUUAGAAGGAUUAAUGAAAAAUUUAUCAGAAAUUACACAGAAUGAAUUCACAUGUUAAAUAAUUGCCUUGAUUUAAUAAUGAU
Schistosoma turkestanicum is the source of this 5530-nucleotide messenger RNA. Lineage: Eukaryota; Metazoa; Platyhelminthes; Trematoda; Strigeidida; Schistosomatidae. The record is from the annotation of a GenBank genome assembly.